Cyprinus carpio (common carp) is the source of this 831-nucleotide messenger RNA. RefSeq lists its product as uncharacterized. The transcript is spliced from 5 exons. The record is from RefSeq and is a predicted model, not a curated record. Bases 28 to 831 code for a protein of 267 amino acids. Lineage: Eukaryota; Metazoa; Chordata; Actinopteri; Cypriniformes; Cyprinidae.
UGUAAACCUCCGAUCGAGGAGCCAGAAAUGACCAGCGUCUUCAGAACACCUGAGUUGUCUGCGUGUAAAAAUCACAGUCGGCUGCACCGUUUUUUCAUUAGACUUCAGACCAAACAUAAAGUGACACACGUUGACUCCGGUUUGAUUAGUGACUCUGGAAAAUACCUGACAUCUUUAAGACAGAGACAAAUGAAGACCGUUUGUUUUGUGCUUCUCUUCGUAUCUCUUGUGUUUGGUGAUACAGGCGAAGAGAAGUCAGUGAUGGAGGGAGAAAAUAUUACUCUACCUUCUGAUGUUAAACAACCAAAUGAAACAGUGCUGUGGUAUUUUGAAGACACUCGCAUAGCUCUGAUCAAUGGAGAGCCCAGUACUAGUUGUCUGUAUUAUGGUAAAGGUGAGAUAUUCAGAGACAGACUGGAUGUGGACUAUAAGACUGGAUCUCUGAUCAUCACAGACAUCAGAUCUGAACACGCUGGACGUUAUGAGACAGAGAUCAUUAGAGGCAACAGCACAGGCAAAAGUGUACCUUUGAACAGAAAGAGCAACUGUGACAGCACAAACAUCAACAAUAAAAGCAGCAACAAUAGCAACACCAUAAAAACAUUCAAUGUGCAUGUCAAUGGUCCAGGUCUGUCUCCAGCUGUGGUAGCAGGGAUUGUUGUUGGUGUUCUGCUGGUGGCUGCAGCUGUUGUUGUUGUUGUUGGUGUGAUUUACUAUCGCCGCAAGAACUCCAGAAAUGCAGGCAGGAGGAACAAUGAAGAGGUUCUGCAAGAAGAUGAAGAAAGAUGUCUGUUCGUACUGAACAGCUUUGCCUUAACAUCCUACACCUGA